Fukomys damarensis (Damara mole-rat) is the source of this 2865-nucleotide messenger RNA. RefSeq names its product chromosome unknown C9orf152 homolog (gene CUNH9orf152). Bases 954 to 1670 code for a protein of 238 amino acids. The record is from RefSeq and is a predicted model, not a curated record. NCBI's taxonomy places the organism in Eukaryota, Metazoa, Chordata, Mammalia, Rodentia, Bathyergidae. The transcript has 2 exons.
UGCAAGCAGGGUGUGAAAGUGCGCCUAGCCUUGGUAAGAUAAAGUUACUUCUCCGCUGGAAAAUGCCAAGAACACAGAGGCUGCAUCAAAUGUCAAAGAGGUGGGGCUGGCUGAAGGCCAGGGCUCCCUUGGGCUCCUUCCCCAUGGCAGACUUUGGGGCUGGGCUUUGGCAGGGGGGCGGGAGGGGCGCGGUGUGAGUGGAGCUCUUUGCUGCUGAAUUCCUCCAGCACACAGCCAGGCCACAGCAUGGACAUCCUGAGCACAACUCUGCCAGGCUGCUGAAGGUGUCCCUCUGACAGCUGCAAGACAAACCGGCAGGUUCUGAUGAACCACCAUGCUCCCGUCUGCGAUGUGUGAGCUGAGUGGGAACCAGUUAGUCCUCAGUACCUGCUUCGGCUCCACCAGAAAAUGGGGGACUGCGCCACAGCUCCUAGAAUCGGAUUCAAAACUUGAGGAACGAGUAAUGAAGGACUUGAAGUAAGACACUCCUUGGACUCCCACCAGGACCCCAGGAGCUGGGCUUCUCUUUCUCUUUGUGCCCUCCACUCCUCCCCUCUCCUCACAACCUCCCACUCCCCAAGCACCUACUCCUGCCUAUCCUACGCUCUCUCACUCUCUUCCCAGAUCCCACUGAUACUCUCUUAUCACCGUCACCUCCUUCCUUUUUACUUUCUCCUUGCCUAGUCCUUUCCUGCCCUCUCCCCAAAUCUUCCUCCUAAUUCUGACUCUUGCUUGGAUUUCCUCCUCUCUUCUCCUCCCCUCAACUUCUCCCCAUCUCUGCCUUUUCCUCCCUUGUGUUUCUCCCUCCUUUUCUUCCCUCUCUUCUCUUCCUGCUCCCUUUUCUGCCCUCAUUCCGCCCUACCAGCUCCCCACCCACUCUGUUCCCCCUCCCUCUCUACUCCUCCUCUUCCCCUUGCCUCUCCCCUUCAUGUUUGCUUUUCUCCUGGACCCGGAUGAAAGGGUUGGCCUGCCCGUGCCCUGCCCUGCCCCACUUCUGGCAGCUGGGGUCUCGCUUCAUGGCUGAGGGUGCCAGGACUCAGGCCCCAGGGCAAGGGCCCCAAGUCAGCAUCCAGAACCUUCGAGCCCAGUACGAAGGCCUGAGGAGGCAGCAGAGGACGCAGGCCCACCUCAUGGUGUUCCCAAAAGGAAGGAACACACCUACUCCUGCCGAAUCCAUGAUCAGUGCUGUUUGGAUUAACAAAGAGAGAAGGGGCUCAGAGUCUCUGGAAGAGGCAGCUUUGGAGGAAGGGAGGGUGCUGGAAGAAGCCGAUAGAAACUGUCUUCUGGCUGCUGAGACUCCAUGGCACACACACCUAGAGAUGCACCGCCUAGUCCGAACUUUUCACCAGGAAAUCACGCAUCAAGUAAAGCCCAAGGGCCAGCUUGUGGAAUCUGACCAGAGGCUUCCUCCAGAAGACCAACACUCGUUUGAAGAUAAUCAAAAGACUCAGCAAGGAACCAAAAUCCCAGAGGCAGCCCAGCCUCAGCAUCGGGCGGGCAGUACCACAACAAAUGCAGAGGCACCCAGCCUGAAAACCGGCAUUCAGGGUCCAUCUUCCACAAAGAGCUCACACAGGCCAGCCAAACCAGCUCACUACCCAUUCCCGCAAAGGAAAACUCCCAGGAUCUCCCAAGCUGCCCGGAACCUGGGCCUAUAUGGUCCAGUCUGAAGCUUUUCUUUGCAGCCAUAUGUCUCAGCCUUGAGUCAUCUAUGAACUCACCAAACUAAAGGGACAAACACAACGACAGCAUUGAACUGUAAACAAGAACUGGACUUACCCAAGGAUAAGAUCCAUGGGAAAGGAACUUCAAGUGGAAAUAUAAUACUGUCCUUCGAAGAUCAAGAGAUUUUGCAAGUCAGAUUGUUCACCAUGAAACAGUGCUAUCUAAUCAGUGUAGUACCACUCUGCUUACAUAAGAAGACGUUGCUAUGGAGCCCAGGAUGUCUGUUCCUUGGGGAGGGAAGUCCUGCUGGACACCUGCUUCGUCCUUAAAUGUGGAGAAGUUUGCAACAUGAAGCAGGAAGUUUAGCCAAUGCAAUGCCUUAGUAAUGCCCAGAGGUCAGUGAACAUUAGCAAACUCAUAGUCAGUAGUUUCUGAUUCCUCAGGUAUUCUGGAGAAGAUGAGCCCUGAGAAUUCAGAAAACCUUUUCUGGUUUCUCUGGCUGGGGGCCAUCUCACUUAGAGGUCACCACAUUCAUUAGGAGUAGAGGUUACAACAUUCAUGUAGAAGGCACUACUUUCACUCAUUUCAUCUUGAGCCUCUCAAAGUGUGGUGGCCCUGGGUACAGCGAGUCAGGCCAAUGCCCCCUCUUGUUUGGAGUGUUUAAGUAAUCCUUAGAAAAGGCUGGUCAUCUGUCAACUGUCACCGAGACUUCCCUUUUUGCUCUCUACAAAUGAGUGUAACAUGAAAAGCUUCCGAUUAUUGGAGAUAUAUAAUGAUGGAGGCUGAAUGUAAACACACACACACACACACACACACACACACACACACACUCCUGUUUGGAAAAUAUGUGUUCCCCACACACUGUCCCUCUUGCACCCUAACUUGGAUCACUUCUGUCCUUUCUGGGAUAGAUACCAGUUUUGAAAUCUAAGAACAAAAUGGAGCAGGUGUUGCUUCAGUGAUGAGAAAAAAGUAUGUCUUUCCUGGUUAAUGUUUAACUCUAUUAAUGAUCUUGAAGUACCCUAAUUUCCCUCAUAUCAGAUUCUCUCUCUCUGUACAUCUGCUCCUGGACCAUCCUGAAAUUCCCUCCCAUUUGGGGAUUCAUUGAAAUCCCUUUCAUGAAAAUGAAUAAGCUGUAGUAAUUAUUUUUUAUCUUCUAAUGAAAAUCAAGGAGCCGGGCAUGGUGGCGCACACCUGUAA